UCUAGCUCAGUUUAGCUAUAUAUAUUAUUGUGCAUAUACUUGACUAUUAAUACGAAAAAAUGAAACGUUUUUUUCUUGCUGUAUCACUUCUGUCGAUGACAAUUAUGAGUUUCGGCAAAUUGCUUCUCAAAUACGAAUGGAAAUAUCUAGAUAUUCUCUGGGAUAAUCCGCGACAAAAAGAAGAAGCGCUAUACUUCGGCAAAUACGAUCCUAAUUUAGCUUAUUUAUAUGACAUAGAUAGAGCGAAUGAUGGUAGAGUAUUUAUUACUGCGAUGAGAGACAAAGGCAUACCAGUUGGUGUGCUGACCGUAACUGAAAAACAAGGAGAGGGUGGGCCACUUCUGCGUCCAUAUCCAGAUUGGUCUUGGUAUAAAGAUGAUUGUAAAGGUAUUACAGGCGGUGUUUAUCAAAUACAAAUUAAAUGCAAUCAUCUAUUCAUUGUGGAUGAAGGCAGAAUUGGGGACGAUCAAUUAUGCUUACCACAACUACUGAUUUUCGAUUUAUCAACUGAUAAAUUGGUCAAACGUGUUACAAUUCCGUUUGACAUUGCUCAUAAUAAAACUGGCAUCGGAUUGAUAGCUUCAAUUGCUGUUUUUGCCCCGAUUUGCCAAAAUGUGAAGGAUAAUGCAAAUGUAUUCAUAGGAGAUGUGGAAGGCGGCGGUAUAGUAGUAUAUAACGGGUAUACUUCAAAGUUAUGCAGAAUCGAUUCUGAUUUCAUGAAAUCAACUAAUGAAGAUAUCGUGGUAGCAAAUCACCGAUAUCCUAAUAGGGACACUAUCUACGGUAUGACAAUUAUUGGUGAAGGCAAGUAUUUUUUUUAUACAAAAGAGAAAAUUUCUAGAUAG
Acromyrmex echinatior (Panamanian leafcutter ant) is the source of this 845-nucleotide messenger RNA. RefSeq names its product major royal jelly protein 8. NCBI's taxonomy places the organism in Eukaryota, Metazoa, Arthropoda, Insecta, Hymenoptera, Formicidae. The record is from RefSeq and is a predicted model, not a curated record. Gene Ontology annotation, cellular component: extracellular region.